CUCUUUCUUAUACCGAUACUCGCACACUGUCGUGACCUCAUUUCCGGAAAUACGACAACUCCAUGGCACACACGCGCACGUGAAAAGGAAAAUAACCAAGUUAACCAAAGAUGGAUUUUACAGAAGUCCCGGUGAAACAGGACAAGAAAAGUAAGAUGAAGAAGACCAAGAAGUUAAAGAAAAACACAACCAUGGAGGAGGGGACCGCAGAGGGCGGCCCAGUGGAGGGGAAAAUGGAGCAAACUGAAGCAGCUGAAACCUCCUUUCCCCCGGCGUUCAGUUUAUCGGAUAUUAAGAACAAACAGCGAAGACACAUGAUGUUCAUGAAAUUCAAACAGGAGAAAAGAAAGCAAAAGUUGCAGAUCAGGAAGAAAAAGAAAAAAGAAAGAAAAGCGUUGGGUGACAAGGCUCCACCCAAAGAGGUCCCAAAGACGAUAGAAAACCAGCGAGUCUAUGACGAGACCACAGUGGACCCUGAAGAUGAAGAGGUUGCAUUUGAUGAGGGAACUGAUGAGUUUUCUGCCUACUUCAAUGGCAUUUCAAAUCCCAAAGUUCUUGUCACAACAUCAGACAGACCCCACUGGAGGACGGUGAGAUUUUGUGAGCAGCUGGCCACCGUAAUACCAAACGCUCACGUGUUCUACAGAAGAGGUCUGGCACUGAAGAGAGUCAUCCCUCAGUGCAUCGCCAGGGACUUCACCUACCUCAUGGUCAUCAACGAGGAUCGAAAAGUUCCCAACGGUAUGGUUCUCUGUCACCUCCCUGAUGGGCCGACGGCACACUUCAAAGUCAGCAGUGUUCGGUUACGGAAAGAGAUCAAGAGGCGAGGCAAAGAUCCCACAGAACAUUUUCCGGAGGUCAUUCUGAACAACUUCAGCACACGCCUGGGCCACAGCAUCGGCCGAUUGUUUGCAGCUCUUUUCCCACAGAACCCACAGUUUGUCGGUCGACAGGUGGCCACUUUCCACAACCAGAGAGAUUUCGUCUUCUUCAGGUUCCACAGGUAUAUUUUUAAGAACGAGAAGAAAGUUGGCAUUCAGGAGCUGGGACCACGUUUUACACUCAAACUGCGAUCUCUGCAGAAAGGCACCUUUGACUCAAAGUUUGGAGAGUACGAGUGGGUCCUGAAGCGCCAUGAGAUGGAUGCCUGCAGACGGAAGUUCCAGCUUUGAGGAUGUGAUGUUCCUUAUCCUUAUUUGUCAGACAAGGACUUUUUAAACGACUGUAUUCUUGAUGUUUUCGAGACUUUGAGGACUGACUAGAUUUAGCACGUCCGUUAAUCUCAGUUUGAUCAAUCUCCAGAAACUGUAUUUUGAGGUCACUCUGUCAGUGGAACCCUUUUAAUGAGACGUGAUGGUCUCGAAGACCAAGUGUGGCACACGAGAAAACUUGUCUUUUCUGAAACAUGCAGUAACUUCACAAGAAUUAUACUAAUCUUCAUGUUUUAUGAGAAGUGACACUUGUUUGGCAGAUGUGAUUGGUCGUCCCAAAAUAAACAGGCAACAAUCUGA
Messenger RNA from Cynoglossus semilaevis (tongue sole), 1511 nucleotides. RefSeq names its product ribosome production factor 1 homolog (gene rpf1). The record is from RefSeq and is a predicted model, not a curated record. Gene Ontology annotation, biological process: maturation of 5.8S rRNA; maturation of LSU-rRNA. The transcript has 9 exons. Bases 111 to 1172 code for a protein of 353 amino acids. Gene Ontology annotation, cellular component: preribosome, large subunit precursor; nucleolus. Lineage: Eukaryota; Metazoa; Chordata; Actinopteri; Pleuronectiformes; Cynoglossidae. Gene Ontology annotation, molecular function: rRNA primary transcript binding.